Molecule: messenger RNA, 1133 nt
Organism: Ictalurus punctatus (channel catfish)
Lineage: Eukaryota; Metazoa; Chordata; Actinopteri; Siluriformes; Ictaluridae
Product: keratin, type I cytoskeletal 9
Exons: 14
Coding region: 11-853 (280 amino acids)
Source: RefSeq, a predicted model, not a curated record
CAGAGCAGAAAUGGGCGUGCUAUUCCUGGUGGUGUUAUUGUUUGUUGGAGCGAUUGCCCGUCCAGAAAAUGGCAGGCGUUCAGGUCAGCAAGGUCCUGGACCAAGGGGAGGAGUUUCUGGGCCAAUGGGUGGAGGUUCUGGACCAAGGGGAGGAGUUUCUGGGCCAAUGGGUGGAGGUUCUGGACCAAGGGGAGGAGUUUCUGGGCCAAUGGGUGGAGGUUCUGGACCAAGGGGAGGAGUUUCUGGGCCAAUGGGUGGAGGUUCUGGACCAAGGGGAGGAGGUUCUGGGCCUAAGGGAAGACAACCUUGGCCAAAGAAUGAAAGUUCUGAGCUAAUGGGAGGACAUCAUGGGCCAAAGAAUGAAAGUUCUGAGCUAAUGGGAGGACGUCAUGGGCCAAAGAAUGAAGGUUCUGGACGAUUGGAUGGAAGAGGGUCUCAGCCUCCAGUUGAGGAUUUUGGAUCUGUGAGGCCUUCAGAUUACAGAGGACCACAUGGCCGAGGACCACAUGGCCGAGGACCACAUGGCCGAGGACCACAUGGCGGAGGAAGACCAACUCAGUCCAUGCCCAACGUGCGGCUCAUCCCCAUUUUCAAGGUGGACAAUAUAACACUCCAGGGUCUCAAUAUCACUCUGCCCCUGAAAGAGGGAGAAAAUAUUUUCAUCUUACCAAGAACGGACAGGACUGCUCCUCGGGCGUUUGCGUAUGGAGGCAUGAUUGGUCCUCAGCCCUAUCUGAAGAUCAUCUACAACCCCAGUGCUGCGCAACGGUUCUCAUUUGAAUAUGGAGUUAUUCAACUCCUUCCAUCUUUCCUGAAGGCUGAAUCGGAGAGUAAUGAAGAUACAGCGGUGUAGGAGGAAAGACAAAUCUACAUCAGACAUGGCUUUAAGGGAAAACAGAUGUCCAGAGAUCAUCGAUCACUACAGCGUUAAGGACUUUUAAUGACUUUCGGGAUUAUGUAGGCGUGUGUGUGUAGAUGUUGUGUAAUUGUGUGUAGAGGUGUGUGUAGAUGUGUAGAUGUAAAUGUGUGUAGAUGUGUGUGUAGGUGUGUGUGUGCAGGUGUAGUGGGUUUCUUUAUUAAUGAAAUGUCUGUAAUGAUGGAUUUUUGUCAUUCAUUAAACACGUCAGCAUCCA